This is a messenger RNA of Cydia pomonella (codling moth), 1397 nucleotides long. RefSeq names its product tetraspanin-2A (gene Tsp2A). The coding region runs from base 146 to 892 and encodes 248 amino acids. The record is from RefSeq and is a predicted model, not a curated record. The transcript has 5 exons. Lineage: Eukaryota; Metazoa; Arthropoda; Insecta; Lepidoptera; Tortricidae. Gene Ontology annotation, cellular component: membrane.
UAUCAGAGCAAACACAGAUAACCUACCUAAUGUAGCGCUUUAUCUUAUAGAUAACAAAAUAGCUAGCCAGUUACAAUACGAUCGAGUUUGCGAAUGGACAACGUUAUUGCUACGAAAUUUUAAAAAAGUGAGGUGAAUUAGUGCAAUGGCGGUUGGAAAAGGUGAAGGCAAAGGCCCGGGAGUCGGCAAAUUGGAGUCACAGAUCUACUGCAUCAAAUAUACGCUCUUUUGCUUCAAUGUCGUACUAUGGUUGUUCGGCAUUUCAAUAUUCGCACUAUGCCUAUGGAUCUGUAUAGAACCUGGAUUUAAUGAAUGGAUGCGAAUUUUGGAGCUUCAGAAAUACUUCAUUGGGAUCUAUAUAAUCUUGAUUGGCUCGCUGGCCAUCAUGGUGGUUGCGUUCCUGGGAUGCGGAGCGGCGCUUAUGGAAAACAUCAUGUUACUUUAUGCGUACAUAGGAUCGCAAAUCGGUGCAUUCGUUUUCGGGCUGAUCGGCUCGUGCGUGGUGCUGGACUUCUCCACAUACGACUCUAGCAUUCAGCCCCUGAUCAAUGACGUCAUCGUGCGUCUCAUGAACAACCCGCAGCACGAGGGCAGCAGGGAGAUCCUAAGGAUGGUACAAGAAGGGAUCGGCUGCUGCGGCUCCGAUGGGCCGAUGGACUACAUAAAUAUGCGCAAGCCUCUGCCAGCAGAGUGCCGUGACUCGGUCACCGGCAACGCCUAUUUUCACGGAUGCGUGGACGAACUCACCUGGUACCUAGAGGGCAAGACUGGCUGGUUGGCUGGCAUCGUGCUAGCUUCUUGCAUGGUUGCGGUAGUCAACGCUGUUAUGUCUCUGGUCCUAAUUCAAGCAGUAAAAAAGGAAGAAGAGGAAGUAUCAGCAUAUAAGAAUUAGUGCGUAAUUCCUACGUGUAUUAUCAAACGCACACGAUACGAGUAUUUUAAGUAACUUGUCAUACGCAGACGACGUGAAAUUACAUGACAACGGAAGGAACAAGCAAAGUGGAUGGCAACAUCAAUAAGUUUUUACUUUUACAUAGCUUUAUCAUAUUUUAGGAGCAUAUUAUGCUCGUGAAAACACAAAAUCUUAAAACCUAAGGCCCUUUAACAAGAGUUUAACUAUAUUAACGCAUUCACUGCCAGCAACCCGCCAGACGGGCGCCCGGGCGCUCAGUCCGUAGUCGCUUUUCGCUACAUACGCAUUUUCCCAUGUUAUCGGCUACGCUCGUAGCGCGUAGCACGCGCUGGCACUGAACGUGUUAAUGUAAAUCAGGCAGUCCCAUUAAGUAUGUAAUUUCAACAAGUAUGCGCCAAUAUCAUACUAUUCACCACCGUUUUAUGUUCUAGUUUCUAAGACUAUAAGAUUAACUUUCAUUAUAUUAUAAUUGGUAUAGAAAAUA